CGGCAACACCAGUCGCCCGGCAGUCGAUAUCGCGCGCGGGACGAGUGCGCGCUGUUUUCCGCGAAAAUAUUGUUUUCUUUUCGCUACGGACUUUGGUGUUUAGUGAUAAAAUGCCUAAUAUUAUUAACGAAGUGAAAUUGGACUUCAAAGAUGUGCUGCUUAGGCCUAAACGGAGUACGUUGAGGAGCAGAAAUGACGUGGACCUGUACAGGGAGAUCACAUUCCGCAACUCGGGACAGACGUACCGCGGUGUGCCGGUCAUGGCGAGUAACAUGGACACCGUGGGCACCUUCCAAAUGGCCAGGGAACUCUCCAAGCACGGCCUGUUCACAUGCAUCCACAAGUACUACACGAUAGAGGAAUGGAAGAAGUUCGCGGCUGACCAUCCAGAGUGCUUGGAACAGAUGGCUGCCAGCUCGGGAACUGCGGAGGCAGAUUUCGAGCGUCUGACAGAGAUACUGAACACAAUAACAGACCUGAAGUUCGUCUGCUUAGAUGUAGCUAAUGGCUACUCUCAACAUUUUGUGGAGUACGUCAGGCGCGUACGCGCUUCGUUCCCAAAACACACUAUCAUUGCUGGAAAUGUCGUUACUGGAGAAAUGGUAGAAGAAUUGAUUUUAUCAGGUGCUGAUAUAAUUAAGGUAGGAAUCGGUCCAGGGUCAGUCUGCACGACCCGCAUCAAGACCGGGGUGGGUUAUCCUCAGCUGUCGGCUGUCAUAGAGUGCGCGGACGCAGCUCAUGGACUGAAAGGACAUAUUAUUUCUGACGGCGGCUGCACGUGCCCCGGCGACGUGGCGAAGGCGUUCGGCGCGGGCGCGGACUUCGUGAUGGCGGGGGGGAUGUUCGCGGGGCACGACCAGUGCGGGGGGGAGGUGGUCCGCAAGGAGGACGGCAGGAAGGUCAAGCUGUUCUACGGCAUGUCCUCCUCGACUGCCAUGUUGAAGCAUUCCGGUGGAGUUGCUGAGUAUAGGUCUUCGGAAGGUAAAACUGUAGAAGUGGAAUACCGAGGGGACGUUGGGGAUACAGUGAAAGACAUCUUGGGGGGGCUCCGCUCGGCCUGCACGUACGUGGGCGCGGCGCACUUGCGGGAGCUCCCGCGCAGGGCCACCUUCAUCCGCUGCUGUCGGCAGGUCAACGACACCUUCUCUUAAUUUGUAAUGCCCUAGUAUUUUUAAGAUGGUUGCCAUUAUAGCCGCUGAAACAGUUCAAUGAAGUAGAUAAACUUUUGAACGAUAAUUCUACAAAAACGGUACUGAUUGGACUUGGCAAAAAUACGAAAAUUCAUAGUUCAACAUAAACAAAUAAAAUAAUAUAAACAAAUAAUAGUUAAAUAGGAUACGAACUUUGCCAAUAAACUAUAAAUAUUCGCAACCUACAUUGAAUUGUUUUAGAAGUUCUUGGCAAGACUGUUGGUAAAUCAAUUAUUAUGCUACUUAAACAAAUAAUAGUUAUGUCUCAAAUCACUACUGUGCUAGCUUAUUAGAUAGAUAGUUCAACAAUUUUAAGCAAUUUUAGAUGAAAGAAACUGCCUGCAUGACUGGUAGGUAUAAGGACUUACGUAAUGAAAGAUUGUUAAUGUCGAAAUCUCUUACCAUCGUGACUAAUCGUCGACUAGAUUAUCUGAAUGCUACAACCGUAAGAAAGCUGUUAUAUUAUAAGCUGUUAACGUAAACGUUGUUAGAUCUUCUGCCUUAUCUAUCAAUAGCCAAUUUGUACCUUUGACAUAAUGAAAGAAUAGAGAUUCUUAGUACAGCUAAGUACCUUAGUUUGGUCCCUACUGUCCCUAGUAACAUAGUCAAUUGUGCAAAAUUCUAGGAGCUUCAGCUAUCCUUGUAUGGAAGCGACAUCAAGACGUAGCAUCUGUUGAUGCGUUUCUUUUUGUGUUAUUAAUUCUAGUAACUCAAUAUCUUUCCUCUCUUUCCUAUUCAUUGUUAUUCUUAUAUCUCUCCCAUUCUAAUUUAUCUAAUAGGUAUUUUAUUACUACGAAUCUCCUUACUAUAUACUAUCUGAUCAACCGUUGCUUCUUACUAGAUUUUUGCAAAUCUUGUUUUAUACUUAGCUGUUUAGUAUAUCCAAUGACUCGUGUGCCAGACCUUUGCCUUUACUCUGAAAUAUCAAACACUAUCUUAACUUGUCUAGCGAAAACCUAGUGUCCGUUAGUUUUUCAUUUCAGAGUAAGCCCUGAGGUUUUAUUUAUAGAUGUUGUUAUGAUAGUUAAUGUGAAAUUAGAUAGCAAAAAUUUUGUACAAUGCAUUUCCUUUUACAAUGUUAAACAGUAAGCAGAUUAAUAUGCAGAUCUAUCUACGAGAUUACUUAAUCUCAUUCGCAAUUCGUGUCAGAGAAUUUUAUAUAGGUAUCUGACUCUACUGGGAAUAUUUAUAAAUUUAGCUUAACUUAAAUAGAUCGAUUCGACGGUGCUAAUUUUCUAAGUACUUUUCAAUACGGCUACUUUAUCAUCAUGGAAUCGUACAAAUCUACUUUUAUUGAAAAAUUAUUUUUAUACAUUCAUUUUAAAACUAUUUUUUAUAUUCAUUUGCGUAUGACUAGAUUCAUUGCCUUAUUAUAUGGCAUCAACUUACAUAAAUGAUGGCGUUGUGGUUCAUUUCAGUUAUGUUAAAUAGACACCGUAAUAUUUUGUUAUUUAAGCCUUUUGUAAGCCUCACUGCUGGACAAAGAUCUCCAAUUUCUGCCAUUACAAUAGCCGAUCCAGUACGAGUAUGUAUCGGAAAUUCAGAACCAUAUUUUUGUUAAUAUAUAAUUAGACCAGAUAUCAGUAUUAUAUUAAAGAAACAGAUGUAGGAUUUGUCAUUACUGUGUUUUGCUUGACUAAUGUUUGGGACAACAUGAACGUGUACGUGAAUAAGUAAAGAUCCUUACUUAAUUUUAUGUUGCCAAUUUUAUUGUAAUGUUGAAGAGCCGAAACGAUUUUGCUUUAAUUAUUUCAAAAGACGUGUACAUUUUUAGAUUUAUCAAUAAAAUAUAAAUUGUU
This is a messenger RNA of Plodia interpunctella (Indianmeal moth), 2989 nucleotides long. RefSeq names its product GMP reductase 1-like. The record is from RefSeq and is a predicted model, not a curated record. Lineage: Eukaryota; Metazoa; Arthropoda; Insecta; Lepidoptera; Pyralidae. The transcript has 8 exons. Gene Ontology annotation, cellular component: GMP reductase complex. Gene Ontology annotation, molecular function: GMP reductase activity. Gene Ontology annotation, biological process: nucleotide metabolic process. Bases 111 to 1151 code for a protein of 346 amino acids.